Doryrhamphus excisus (bluestripe pipefish) is the source of this 1287-nucleotide messenger RNA. RefSeq names its product beta-1,3-galactosyl-O-glycosyl-glycoprotein beta-1,6-N-acetylglucosaminyltransferase-like. Gene Ontology annotation, cellular component: membrane. Gene Ontology annotation, molecular function: beta-1,3-galactosyl-O-glycosyl-glycoprotein beta-1,6-N-acetylglucosaminyltransferase activity. Lineage: Eukaryota; Metazoa; Chordata; Actinopteri; Syngnathiformes; Syngnathidae. The record is from RefSeq and is a predicted model, not a curated record.
AUGAGACGAAAGAGAUGCUGUCGCCUGUUGCUGAAGCUGGCUCUCCUUCUGGCAUCACUGUGGAUGCUUUCUAUACUCGGCAGCCCCAAGAUGGGCUGGAAUCCCAGCUCCUCUCUCAGGUACGGCUGGUUGGACUACACGGAUGAGGACGACAACCCGGAGAAGGUCUGCAACUGCUCGGCCAUCCUGCAGGGAGAGCGGGACAUGCUGGAGCAAGCCAAGUUGCUGACCAUUACGAAGGACUUCCGCAAGAGGGUCAACAUCCCUGAUGAGUUUUACACCACUGCUACUAAAGACUGCAGGAAAUUCAAGUCAAGCAGGAAAUAUAUAACAUUCCCGUUGAGCCAGGAAGAGGAGGACUUCCCACUGGCUUACUCCAUGGUGGUGCAUCAUAAGGUGCAGAAUUUCGAACGUCUGCUGCGAGCCAUCUACGCACCUCAAAACAUCUACUGUGUCCACGUGGACAAAAAAGCCUCCGCGUCUGUUCUCUCGGCCAUCACCUCCAUCAUCUCCUGCUUCCCAAACAUCUUCCUGGCGAGCCGCUCUGAGAGCGUGGUCUACGCCAGCUGGUCCCGCGUCCAGGCCGACCUCAACUGCAUGGCGGACCUGUUCAACGCCAGCGCCACGUGGAAGUACUUCAUUAACCUCUGCGGACAGGACUUUCCUCUCAAGACCAACUUGGAGAUGGUGAGGGCCCUCCGCUCGCUCAACGGAGCCAACAGCCUGGAGUCGGAGAAGAUGCCCAAGAGUAAGAUGUGGAGGGUGGAGAAAGUUCAUCAGAUAGUUGAUGGACACAUGAAGGACGUGGGAAAGCCAAAGGAUCCAGCGCCCUUCAACCUCUCCAUUCUUUCCGGCAACGCUUACAUCGUGGUCACCCGAGCUUAUGUCCAAAGCGUCCUGGAGGACAAACGUGUCCAGGCGCUGAUCGACUGGGCCGCGGACACCUACAGUCCCGAUGAGUUCCUAUGGGCGACCAUUCAAAGGAUCCCCGGUAUCCCUGGAUCCACAUGGACCAACACUAAGUACGACAUGAGCGAUAUCAACGCUAUAGCGCGACUGGUCAAGUGGGAGUGGCACGAGGGCGCACGGGCUUCGGCGGACGCCGUGUACCCCGAGUGUCAUGGCACCCACGUGAGGGCCAUAUGUGUUUAUGGUGCAGGGGACCUGCAGUGGAUGUUGGAGCAGCACCACCUCUUUGCUAACAAGUUCGAUACCGACUUGGACUCUGUGGCUGUCUACUGUUUGGAAAAGUACCUGAGACAAAAAGCUCUGGCUGCUUUACAGUAG